Amaranthus tricolor (Joseph's coat) is the source of this 1674-nucleotide messenger RNA. RefSeq lists its product as uncharacterized. The transcript is spliced from 4 exons. The record is from RefSeq and is a predicted model, not a curated record. The coding region runs from base 147 to 1457 and encodes 436 amino acids. Lineage: Eukaryota; Viridiplantae; Streptophyta; Magnoliopsida; Caryophyllales; Amaranthaceae.
CAUUAAUAUAACAAAAUCUACAUUCUCACUUCUCAUCUCCCAAAAUCUACCCCAACUCCAAACAAACCAAACCCAUUCAGGUAGCUUCUUCUUCAGUCUUUCCCACUUCAUCACACUCUUCACACUUCCACAACAACCCUUAAACAAUGGAGAGAGAAGGAGUUCAAGAACGAAUGCAUUCUUCUCGACGAGCUGCAGUUUCAGAUGACGGUAACGAAAACGAUGAAUCCGAUGAUGAGUCUAAAACCAAAAAGUUUAUCCCAUUUUCCACUCGUUUUAUCAAUUUUGUUACUCGUUAUACCCUUAUUUGGCCUUGUCUUGCUUUCGCUUUUAUACUCGUUCUAAUCACUUCUACCAUCGUUUUCUAUUCUCGUUCUCUUGUUUGCGUUUCUUCUUCGGCUACUCAUUCUCGGUUCGCUUUUUUUGGGUUUGAUGGACUUGAAUCGGAUUUUGGAUCUCUUGGUGUUCCUUGGUGCAGAUCGAAACAUGGAAAAACAGUGGAAUGGACGUCCAAGGAUCUGCAAAGUGCUUUAGAAGAGUUUGUGCCUAUAUACGAAACUCGACCAAUAAAAAAUAACAUGUAUGGCAUGGGAUUUGACCAUAGCUUUGGACUCUGGUUUGUUGCUCGAUGGCUGAAACCGGACCUUAUGAUAGAAAGCGGUGCUUUUAAAGGGCAUUCCACCUGGGUACUCCGUCAGGCUUUGCCAGGAACUAGAAUCAUAUCAGUUACACCACGUCAUCCCGAGAAGUAUCUAGUCAAGGGUCCAGCAUAUGUUGAUCGAAAUUGCACAUACUUUGCAGGAAAAGGCUUCGUAGAUUUCGGAAACAUUGAUUGGAAAAGUGUUAUGAAGAAACAUGGUGUUACCGAUCUAAGUCGAGUUCUUAUCUUCUUUGAUGACCAUCAGAGUGAAUUAAAAAGAUUGCAGCAAGCUCUAAAAGCCGGUUUCAGACAUAUUAUUUUUGAAGAUAAUUACGACACAGGAACCGGAGAUCAUUACUCCUUGAGACAAAUCUGUGAUCAAACCUAUAUAAGAGGUGGUGGCCACAGUUGUUUUAAAGACGGUGAUGAAGCUAGAAUAAGAGCUAAAAGGAAACCUUUCUGGGAAAAAGCCAUGGAUAUCGAUGAACUCUGUGGGCCUGGUGAAUCGUGGUGGGGUGUCAGAGGGUACAUGCGAGACGACUUUAACCACAGCAACAAGUUAAUCACAUACUCAGAACACUUCCAGAACAGUAGAUUUGUGGAAUCAAUUCUAGAGGUAUAUUGGGAAGUUCCACCUGUAGCCGGUCCAUCUCUAACUCACCAAACAAGAUAUGAUCCCGCACGUUCUGUACCACCUAUUGUUGAAGAUGGUCGAUACGGCCUCUUCCAAAGGCUCGGUCUUGGUAGACUUGAAACAUCUGUAUUUAAUGGAUACACUCAGAUGGUUUAUGUUCAAAUUUCCGAACCUGAAUCUUAGUAUUGUCAGAGAUAUAUAGGCAGUAAACAUCGUUUGUAGUCGAUCUUCAGCAUCGAUAUUUCCUUUUUUUACCUCAAGUGUUCCUCAACGUUCGAGUUUUGUAAUCAUAGCUCAUAAUUUUCCUUUCCCUAACCUACAUAAUUAUUGAGUUAGUCUAAUUGAUUUCUUUUGUUGAUUGUUAUGAUGUUUAUUAUAAGCUUUCUAUCUUUUACUUUUU